Messenger RNA from Leptopilina boulardi, 2625 nucleotides. Its product is annotated as putative nuclease HARBI1. The record is from RefSeq and is a predicted model, not a curated record. NCBI's taxonomy places the organism in Eukaryota, Metazoa, Arthropoda, Insecta, Hymenoptera, Figitidae. The transcript has 6 exons. The coding region runs from base 134 to 1432 and encodes 432 amino acids.
GGAAAAGUAAUAAUACUUUUAUUAAGUAUUUUUCUCACAUGUUAACAAGGUAACAUGGUUUUCUAACCUCCAAAAGCUUUUUCUUUCUCUUUGCACGUGAGUCUCGACAACACGAACACGCUUUUCUUUGGUGAUGAGUAGCGAUAGCUCUUGGACGUCAUCCUCAUCAGAAUGUGAUGAUGAUAUUAAUCUCCUACUCCUUCUAUUACUACGUAGAAGGAAACGAAGAAGAAGGAGAUUUUGGGUAAAUUUUCUGUGGAUGAGUAGAAAAGAAAAAGGCGCUCAUAAUUUUGGAUUGGAGACGGCGUUAAUCGACGAGACAAUGUUCAGAAAAUUCACAAGGAUGAGCGUCGUCCAGUAUGAAGAUCUCCUACAAAAAAUUGGUCCAUCAUUGAUCAGCCAGCCGACUCGAGAUGACAUCAUUGAUCCGUCUACGAAAUUAAUGCUGACAUUGAGAUUUUUAGCAACAGGAGAAAGUCUGUCUUCGUUGAGCAUCCAAUUUCGUAUGGGGAAUUCCACAGUUGUGAAGUGGAUUUACAAAACAAUGAAGGUUUUAACGGAUAAACUGACCCCAAUUGUUCUGUGUUUGCCAAAAACUCCAGCAGAAUGGAAAAAAGUUGCAGAUGGGUUUGAGAGGAACUGGCAAUUUCCUCAUACUGUUGGAGCCAUCGAUGGAAAACAUAUUGUCAUGCAAGCUCAACCACACAGUGGAUCAAUAAACUUUAAUUAUAAGAAGCAGCACAGCCUCAAUUUAUUAGCCGUGUGCGACUCAGAAUAUAAAUUUAUCGCUGUAGACAUCGGUGCGAGAGGCAGAGAGAGUGAUGGAGGUGUAUUCAGGAAGAGCAAUUUUGGUAAAAGGCUUCUCGAUAGAAGUCUCAAUCUUCCACCUCCAUCGGCGAUUUCUCCUACAGGUCCAAUUUUACCUUUCUACUUUGUUGCUGACGAGGCUUUCCCUUUGGACCAAAAUAUUAUGCGACCGUUUCCAGGACGCUCAACAGGUGUUAUGCCAUUUCGGCAAAGAAUUUUCAAUUACCGUCUAAGCAGAGGGAGACGGACAAUUGAAAAUUCUUUUGGAAUCUUGUGCUGCCAAUGGCGAGUGUUUCGUAUUCCCAUUAAUGCCACGGAAGUGCAUAUUAAGCUAAUUGCUGCAGCAGCUAUUUGCCUCCACAAUUAUCUACGGAAAGAGGAGGAGAAUAUUCCGGAGGACGCAAGACGUUAUUGUCCUGUCAAUUUCACAGACAGAAUUGUGGAUGGUGUUGAGGUAGAAGGACUGUGGAGACGCGAAAUACAAAUGGAUGCAUUUGCACCUCUUCCUCCUUCUCGUCGACGGAAUUUGGCUGCCAUCAACAUCCGAGAAUGCCUCGUCGAUUUCCUUUUAAAUGAAGGCCAAGUUCCUUGGCAAAAUGAAAUGGUCAACAAUGGCGCAUUUUAAAGCAAAGGUUUCGAGAAGUAUUCUUAUGCAAGAAGCACAAAAGCGAUUCAGAACACAAAAAAGCAUGUGGUGAUUUGCCAAUUGCUUUCAAAUUAUCAACGAGCCGACCGAUUAUAAAUGAAAAUUUUUCCAUCUUCAAUGAGACACCAGAUGAUAGUUCAACGAAGAACUUCGCAGCUACGAUUGUUUUACUACUAAAUGAAAUCGAUGAAGUAUUCGACAGAAUAUUACCAAAAGGAGAAUAUCGAAUUAAACAAAAAUUCAAAAUCCGACUAUCAUCAGGACGAAAAAAUAGAGCAAGAAUUAAAAAAAACUGAAAAUUGAAAUAGAAACGUCGUCCCUAUCACCGGAUUCGUUGUCAGAGGGUGAAAAUUCGUCUCAUCGAAUUGAGAAUAAAAAAACACGAAUCAACGAAUAAUUUAGUAAAAACUCCGAAAAGUGAACUAGAAUUACCAUUGGAUUCAUUGGCAGAGGAAAAUCCAUCUAAAAAUGCCGAAAAAUUCGAAAAACUAAAUACGGAGGCAAAUUUAACUGAAAUAUUCGAAAAACCAAAUACUGAAGCAAAUUUACCCGAAAAAUGUGAAAAACCAAAAACGGAAACAAAUUUAACCGAAAAAUGCGAAACAUCGUCAUUGAAUUUAUUAUUAAAAGAAGAAAAUUCAUUUCUUUUGAAAGAAAUUGAAAAAUUACGAUCCGACUUAAAUUCUUCCAAUACUGUCAUUUAAAAAUUGAGGAAGCAAAUUUUCAGUUUACAAUAUAUUUAUCCUACGAUUGUUAAAACAACAAUAAGAGAAGCUCUUCAAUCGAUUGAAGAGAAUUUCGCAUAUUUUUCUCCCGAGAAAGAAUAAAACGAAAAAAAGAAAAUUGUUUUUAACAAUGCAAAGAUGUUUCCAACUAUUAAUUUUUUUUAAUACUUUUUAUAUUUUGAAAAUAAUUGUAAUUGAGUUUAACUCACUGCUAUUUUUGUAAAAAACAUAAAAUGUGUUGUUUUAAAAAUUGUCACUCUAAUUAGUGUUUAAGACAUGUUUUUUUUUAUUUAAUCAAGAAGUCUUGUAUUUAAUUUAAAAUAAUUAAAUUAUUGUUCUCUUGUUCUAAAAAGUUUUACUUGAACUGAGAAAAAAUAAAACAAAUAAAAUAAAAAAUAUUGUUUAUAGAAAUUAUUUAAAAUGAGUUUGAAAAAUAAGUUGAAAUAU